CCCACCCCGGGCUGACUCAUUCUCUCGUGUGGCUUCGGGAUGCUAACCAACGGCAGUCGGCACUUGAUCAAGGGAGCGUUGCAGUGGGGUGUCUUGGCGCUGGGAAGGGCGACGAUGAGUGCACAGCCAGAAGAUUGGCGCAAGGCUCAAUCCAUUUAUGAAUUUAAUGCCAAAAACAUAGAUGGUGAAGAAGUCUCCCUGGACAAAUACAGGGGAUAUGUCUGCGUCGUCACAAAUGUGGCCUCCAAAUGAGGAAAGACUUCCGUAAACUACACUCAGUUUACUCAGAUAUAUGAUCAGUAUGCUGAGAAGGGUUUACGGAUUCUGGCUUUCCCUUGCAAUCAGUUUGGCAAGCAGGAGCCUGGAAAUGAGGAACAAAUCAAAACUUUUGCCAAUACCCACAAUGUAAAGUUUGAUAUGUACAGCAAGAUUGAUGUAAACGGGGACAAGGCACACCCGCUCUGGAAGUGGAUGAAGGAACAGCCUAAAGGGAAGGGGCUGAUGGGAAAUGCCAUUAAAUGGAACUUCACUAAGUUUCUAAUUAACAAAGAAGGUCAGGUUGUCAAGAGGUAUUCUCCUGUGGAUGAUCCUGUGGUCAUUGAAAAAGAUCUUCCUAACUACUUAUAAAGACCCGUGUAAGCUGUUGGUGGAAUGUAAACUCAAUGUAGUGAAUUUCAGUUUUUCAGUCCGGAUCAAUGAUGGUCUGCUUGUAAACCCAAUGUGGGGAGAGUGGACCUGAUAAUGUGUGUGCAUACCCGGAGGAAAUUCUGAUGAACAUGUUGAGUUUCGUUUUGGUAAAUCUAUACUUGAUGUUUCAUUAGCCCUAAUAUACAAUUAUGUAAAACUGAAUUGUUUUGAGUUCCUUGUUAAUGGCAAUAAAUCUUGACACCAGUUA
Mobula hypostoma (lesser devil ray) is the source of this 895-nucleotide messenger RNA. RefSeq names its product phospholipid hydroperoxide glutathione peroxidase GPX4-like. Gene Ontology annotation, biological process: response to oxidative stress. Lineage: Eukaryota; Metazoa; Chordata; Chondrichthyes; Myliobatiformes; Myliobatidae. Gene Ontology annotation, molecular function: phospholipid-hydroperoxide glutathione peroxidase activity; glutathione peroxidase activity. Gene Ontology annotation, cellular component: nucleus; mitochondrion. The record is from RefSeq and is a predicted model, not a curated record. The transcript has 7 exons.